Messenger RNA from Rhodotorula graminis WP1, 3854 nucleotides. RefSeq lists its product as uncharacterized. The record is from RefSeq and is a predicted model, not a curated record. The transcript is spliced from 6 exons. Gene Ontology annotation, molecular function: ATP binding; ATP hydrolysis activity; P-type calcium transporter activity. Bases 1 to 3624 code for a protein of 1207 amino acids. Gene Ontology annotation, biological process: calcium ion transmembrane transport; intracellular calcium ion homeostasis. Lineage: Eukaryota; Fungi; Basidiomycota; Microbotryomycetes; Sporidiobolales; Sporidiobolaceae. Gene Ontology annotation, cellular component: membrane; intracellular membrane-bounded organelle.
AUGGCGCCCUUCGCGCGCGACCUGACGCCCUCGGCCCUGUACAACCUCGUCGACCCCAAGUCGUUCGACCACCUGCGCUCGCUCGGCGGCACGUCGGGCAUCCUCGAGGGCCUCCAGACCGACCCGCGUGUCGGCCUCGCCGACGCCGAGGCCGGCAAGCCUGCCGGGUACGACGACCGCCUGCGCGUCUACGGCGAGAACCGCGUUCCGGGCAAGGUCCCCAAGUCGUUCCUCGCCCUGUGCUGGGCCGCCUACACGGACAAGGUCCUCAUCAUCCUGUCGGUCGCCGCCGUCGUGUCGCUCGCGCUCGGCCUGUACCAGGACCUCGGCACGCCGCCCGAGACCUACCCGUCGACGUCGUGCCCGCCGACCAACAUCUGCACGCUCCCCUCGGUCGACUGGGUCGAGGGCGUCGCCAUCGUCGUCGCCAUCCUCAUCGUCGUCAUGGUCGGCUCGGUCAACGACUGGCAAAAGGAGAAGCAGUUCCAGAAGCUCAACGCGCAGAAGGAGGAGCGCAACGUCAAGGCGCUCCGUAACGGCCAGGAGCGCCUCAUGUCGGUCUACGACGUCGUCGUCGGCGACAUCCUGUUCCUCGAGCCGGGCGAGAUCGUGCCCGUCGACGGCGUCUUCCUGUCGGGCCACAACGUGCGCUGCGACGAGUCGGGCGCGACCGGCGAGUCGGACGCGGUCCGCAAGGCGAGCUUUGACGACAUCGACAAGGAGGGCAGCAACGGCAAGACCGACUGCUUCAUGAUCUCGGGCUCCAAGGUCGUCGAGGGCGUCGGUCGGUACGUCGUCACGUCGGUCGGCCGCAACUCGUUCCACGGCAAGAUCAUGAUGUCUCUUCAAGGCGACGCCGAGGACACGCCGCUCCAGCUCAAGCUCAACGCGCUCGCCGAGCUCAUCGCGUGGCUCGGUUCGGCCGCCGGUCUCCUCCUGUUCGUCGCCCUCAUGAUCCGGUUCUUUGUCGGCCUCAGCACCAACCCGGACCGCACCGCCGACGACAAGGCGCAGAACUUCAUCUCGGUGCUCAUCAUCUCGGUCACGGUCGUCGUCGUCGCCGUCCCCGAGGGCCUGCCGCUCGCCGUCACGCUCGCGCUCGCGUUCGCGACGCGCCGCAUGACCAAGAUGAACCUGCUCGUGCGCGUCCUCGGAGCGUGCGAGACGAUGGCCAACGCGACGUGCGUCUGCACCGACAAGACGGGCACGCUCACGACCAACCAGAUGACGGUCGUCGCCGGCUCGAUCGGCGUCCACCUCAAGUUCGUGUCGCGCCUCGACGAGAACUCGGCCCGCACCAACGCCAACGACGACCGCGACCCGGAGAAGGUGAGCGCGAGCGGCCACGACGACAACGACGAGAAGGCGGCCGACCUCGAGCGCGACCAGCAGCAGCAGCAGCAGCUCGACGUCGUCCCGCAGCGCAAGGGCCGCCUCGACUUUACCUCGGACAUGGGCGACAUCCAGCAGCACGUGCCGGCGGCGCUGCGCAAGCUCCUCAACGAGUCGGUCGUCGUCAACUCGACCGCGUUCGAGGGCACCGACGAGCACGGCGCCGAGGGCGGCUUUGUCGGGUCCAAGACCGAGACGGCCCUCAUGUCGUGGGCCCAGGCGCAAGGGUGGGAGCACUGGAAGGCGGUGCGCGAGGCGGCCGACGUCGUCCAGAUGGUGCCGUUCUCGUCCGAGCGCAAGUGCAUGGGCGUCGUCGUCCGCCUCCCGGGCAAGCAGGGCUACCGCCUGUUCCUCAAGGGCGCGUCCGAGGUCCUCGCCAAGCUCGCCACCCGCCACGUCGUCGUCCAGGAGCACGGCGCCGACGCCGCCGACCAAGCCGCCGAGGUCGAGACCGAGGCGUUCGACGACGAGACGCGCGCCAACAUCAGCCGCACCAUCAUCUUCUACGCGUGCCAGUCGCUGCGCACGAUCGCCCUGUGCUCGCGCGACUUCCCGAGCUGGCCGCCGGCCGGCGCCCAGGUCAACGCCGAGGGCGAGGUCGACUACGACGACAUGGCGCGCGACCUGACCCUGAUCGCCAUCACGGCCAUCGAGGACCCGCUCCGCGAGGGCGUCGCCGCCGCCGUCGCGACGUGCCAGCGCGCCGGCGUCAUGGUCAAGAUGUGCACGGGCGACAACGUCCUCACGGCGCGCUCGAUCGCGAGCCAGUGCGGCAUCUUCAGCAAGGGCGGCAUCAUCAUGGAGGGCCCCGUCUUCCGCAAGCUGUCGCCUCAGCAGCGCCUCGAGGUCGUCCCCAACUUGCAGGUCCUCGCGCGCUCGUCGCCCGAGGACAAGAAGGUGCUCGUCGAGACGCUCAAGUCGAUGGGCGAGGUCGUCGGCGUCACGGGCGACGGCACCAACGACGGUCCUGCGCUCAAGACGGCCAACGUCGGCUUCUCGAUGGGCAUCGCCGGCACCGAGGUCGCCAAGGAGGCGAGCGACAUCAUCCUCAUGGACGACAACUUUGCCUCGAUCGUGUCGGCCAUCAUGUGGGGACGCUGCGUCAACGACUCGGUCCGCAAGUUCCUCCAGUUCCAGCUCUCGGUCAACAUCUGCGCCGUCGUCAUCACGUUCGUCUCUGCCGUCGCCUCGGACGAGGAGGAGUCGGUCCUCACGGCCGUUCAGCUCCUCUGGGUCAACCUCAUCAUGGACACGUUUGCCGCCCUCGCCCUCGCGACCGACCCGGCCGACCCCGAGUCGCUCGACCGCCAGCCGGACCGCAAGACGGCGCCGCUCAUCAGCAUCAACAUGUGGGUCAUGAUCCUCGGCCAGGCCCUGUUCAAGACGGUCCCGGCGCUCGUCCUCAACUUUGCCGGGCACCAGAUCCUUGGCCUAAACGCGACCGACGAGGCCGAGCGCAUCAACGAGGAGAACGACCUCAAGACGCUCAUCUUCAACGCCUUUGUCUUCUCGCAAAUCUUCAACAUGUUCAACUGCCGUCGCCUCGACCGCCACUACAACAUCUUUUCGCGUGUCCACAAGAACCCGUACUUCAUCGUCAUCUUCUUCAUCAUGGUCGGCGGUCAGGCCCUCAUUGUCAACUUUGGCGGCGCCGCGUUCCAGGUGCACCGCAUCGACGGCAAGUACUGGGCCAUCUCGGUCAUCAUCGGCCUGUGCUCGAUCCCGUGGGCGGCCUUCCUGCGCACGCUCCCGCCCGGCCCGCUCGAGCGCCUCAUGGUCAAGCUCCACCUGUACCCGGACAUGUCCAAGGCCGACGAGCUCCCCAACGUCGACAAGGCGGCCGAGGAGCGCAAGUGGGCCGAGGGCAUCCAGCGCGCCAUCGACGGCCUGCGCAUCUACUCGACCGUGCGCGGCGGCCGUGCGCGCGCGAGCAACAUUAUCCGGUUCCGCCGCACCAAGAGCGCGCACAAGCAGCUGCGCGACAUGGACAUGCAGCCGACGAUGCUCAUGGCGAUCGCGCCGUCGCUCGUGUUUGCGUCGGUCGGCGGCCAGUGGCGGCCCGAGGGCUCGCUCGCCGACCCGGCGGCGCACGACCCGAGCCUGUCGACGCAGCAGCUCGUCGACAAGGGUGCGGCGCAGCUCGGGCCGAGCAACCCGCGAGGCGGGCACUCGCGCUCGCCGAGCAACGCGACGACGCUCCCGCCGGUUAAGGAGGCGCCUCGCGAGCUCUGAGUCGCCUCGCCCCUCCCCUCUCUUGCCCUCCCUUUCCUCCCUCACGUCCGAGAAGGCGUCUGUACCACUCCUACACCUCGGUGACCCUGCGUCGCCCCUCUCUGCCAUCACUAGCUCUGGAUCCACCCCCUCGAUGUUUCUACUUCCCCUCGUCUAGCUCCCCCUCUCCCUCGUUAGCCGGUGCCGUAAUUCGUGCCCGUGCCUCUGUGCAACUCUGCAUCGUCUCCUAC